AUGGAUAUCUCUGUAGUAUUGGCCGCGGAUGUUCUGCCGUCGUCCGACAUGCGAAACACCCUCAUUCUGGUGGGCCAACGGAGCGUCGCUGGGAGCGGCGAGCGUCGAGAGCAGACCCGCUGCAUUGUUUUCGAUGUGAUUCCGUGUGCCGACAUUGAUGUGGUCGUGGAGCAGGUAGAGUGCUUGGAGCAGGUUCUCCCGUGCGGCAUCGGUGUCUUGGGCGUCUUGCUCUCUGGCGAUGGUGCCAAGGAACUCGUGGGUCUACGGCGCUCCAUCAAGAACCAUGCGCAUGUCUCCGCGCUUUUUGCCGUGACGUGCAGUAAGGGGGGGAAGGUGCAGUGCCAACUCCUGCAAUCAGGAAAGACGCUGGCUGUGAUUUUACUUGAAACAAGACCCGUGUUUGUCACAAUGGCGUGCUACUUUAAUUGCCCCUUGAACCUAUUCCCGUUUAUAGUUCGAUCCGGUGCUGCGGACGCGAAGCAUAGCGUCGUUGUAGACAGUACUAGCACCACUGUUCUGGAGCACAAUGACAUCUGGACUGUAGUCGAUAAUCUUUAUGCGGUACAGCUGGGCAAGAAAGAGGGACAAAGGGAGGACAUGCUGUGUGUGCACGUGACGUUUGCCCCACUUUUUUCGUGUGGCCGAGACGUGUAUAGCGCCAUAUGCUCACUUCUACCGAAGGUCGCGCAAAGACCAGAAGGUGUGGUGGUGCAGGUAGAGUCGCAGCGGCACCCCGCACUGCUGUAUCAGUGGAUCUUUACACCCACGGAAAGGGGUGCAGCCACCCUCUCCAUGGAGCAGUGGAACGAGCUGCGAGAAUUAAUUGAGGACGGCGUGGGGGAGGAGGUGCAGUCGUCUCAAGUAGUGAAGGACGCAUUUCUAGGAUUACAGCCUGCGCCCAUAGAGGCUGCAAAAAUGAGGGGGACGGACACGGCAAAGAAACCAGAGGAAACCUUGCUCGCAGAGGAAUUCGCCCAGCUUGAGAGGGAGCGGAGUCAGUGGCUGAGGUACAUACCACCUACUUUGGUCGUGUGCUAUACCAUUUUUUGGGUGUUUUUUUGGUAG
This is a messenger RNA of Trypanosoma rangeli, 1065 nucleotides long. Its product is annotated as putative protein kinase-like protein. The coding region runs from base 1 to 1065 and encodes 354 amino acids. The transcript has a single exon. The record is from RefSeq and is a predicted model, not a curated record. NCBI's taxonomy places the organism in Eukaryota, Euglenozoa, Kinetoplastea, Trypanosomatida, Trypanosomatidae.